CGGAGGCUCCGGAGCCGCCGCUCCGCGCAGCAGGUGCGGGGCGUGUCGCGAUCGGACGUGUCGCGAUGGGGCGUGUCGCGGCGGGGGCGUGCCCGCAGCCCGCGGGCGGUGCAGGGGUGUGCGGGACCGGGAUGGUGCCGGGAUGGUGCCGGGAUGGUGCCACGGCUCCUCAUCGCGCUCCUUCGCUUUUUCAGCCGCGGGUUCCUGCGGGCGGGGGACGCCGCUCCCGGCCCCGAGGCGCUACAGGAUGCUCUGCUGAGUCUGGGCGCUGCACUUGAUGCCACCACCCUGCGUGAUGCGCUCCGCCACGCCCUUGUCACCCUGCUGCCUGCUGUGGAGCAUGUGUAUAUCUACCUGCUGGAUGGGGACACACGGCUGCUCUGUGAUGACCCCCCCCAUGAGCUGCCGCCCAACGGGAAGCUCAGGGAUGCUGUGCAGAAGCAGAAGCGACUGGAAUGUGGGGGGCUGCUCCCUGCUGAGCUCCCUAGCCGGCACCUGGGACCCCUGGCAGCACCCCUGGCCCCUGGCACACAAGUGCUCAUCAUCCCACUGGUGGACAAGAACAGUGGGGCCGUGGUGUGCGUCAUCCUGGUACACUGUGGCCAGCUGAGUGACUCAGAUGAGCAGAACCUGCGUGCAUUAGAGAGACAUGCCCUAGUGGCAUUCCGGCGCCUGCAAGCCCUGCAGAAGUUGCAGCCCUGGCCCCAGGUCAGCCUCUCCACCAGCUCCUCCCAGACCUCUCUGGCCAAACCCGAGAAGGCACCUGACAGCAGUUAUAAUGACCUGGACUGCAAGAUCCUACAGCUCUGUGGUGAGCUGUAUGACCUGGAUGCCGCCUCGCUGCAGCUCAAGGUCAUCAAUUAUCUGAAGCAGGAGACCCAGUCUCUGUGCUGCUGCCUCCUUCUCGUCUCUGAGGACAACCACCAGCUCUUCUGCCAGGUGGUGGGGGACCGUGUCCUGGAUGAGGAAAUCAGCUUUUCACUCACCUUUGGGCGCCUGGGGCAGGUGGUGGAGGAUAAGAAGCCCAUCACCUUGAAGGACAUCAGUGAGGAGGAGCACAAGCAGCUGAGCAGCAUGUUGGGCUGUGAGGUCACCUCCAUGCUCUGUGUCCCUGUUAUUAGCCGAGCCACCUCCCAGGUAGUGGCACUGGCCUGCGCCUUCAACAAACUGAGUGGGGAGAGCUACACAGACACGGAUGAGCACAAGAUCCAGCACUGCUUCUGCUACACCUCCACAGUGCUCACUAGCACCUUGGCCUUCCAGAAGGAGCAGAAGCUCAAGUGCGAGUGCCAGGCCCUGCUGCAGGUGGCCAAGAACCUCUUCACCCACUUGGAUGAUGUCUCUGUCCUGCUGCAGGAGAUCAUUACGGAGGCCCGGAACCUCAGCAAUGCUGAGAUAUGCUCUGUGUUCCUGCUGGACCGGCUCAGCCAUGAGCUGGUGGCCAAGGUGUUUGAUGGUGGCGUGGUGGACGAUGAGAGCUAUGAGAUCCGCAUCCCAGCAGACCAGGGCAUCGCUGGGCACGUGGCCACCACUGGCAAGAUCCUGAACAUCAAGGAUGCCUACUCUCACCCGCUCUUCUACCGUGGGGUGGAUGACAGCACCGGCUUCCGCACCCGCAACAUCCUUUGCUUCCCCAUCAAGAAUGAGAGCCAGGAGGUCAUUGGGGUGGCAGAGCUUGUCAACAAGAUCAAUGGCCCUUGGUUCAGCAAGUUUGAUGAGGACCUGGCCACUGCCUUCUCCAUCUACUGCGGCAUCAGCAUCGCCCAUUCCCUGCUGUACAAGAAGGUGAAUGAGGCACAGUACCGAAGCCACCUGGCCAAUGAGAUGAUGAUGUACCACAUGAAGGUGUCAGAUGAUGAGUACACAAAACUGCUGAGCGAGGGCAUUCAGCCUGUGUCCACCAUUGACCCCAACUUUGCCAGCUUCACCUACACACCACGCUCACUGCCUGAGGAUGACACCUCCAUGGCCAUCCUGAGCAUGCUGCAGGACAUGAAUUUCAUCAACAACUACAAGAUGGACCGUCAGACGCUCACCAGGUUCUGCCUGAUGGUGAAGAAGGGGUACCGUGACCCUCCCUAUCACAACUGGAUGCACGCAUUCUCCGUCUCCCACUUCUGCUACCUGCUCUACAAGAACCUGGAGCUUGUUAACUACCUGGAAGACAUCGAGAUCUUUGCCCUCUUCAUCUCCUGCAUGUGCCACGACCUGGACCACAGAGGCACAAAUAACUCCUUCCAGGUGGCCUCGAAAUCGGUCCUGGCCGCACUCUACAGUUCAGAGGGCUCUGUCAUGGAGAGGCAUCACUUUGCCCAAGCCAUUGCUAUCCUCAAUAGCCAAGGCUGCAACAUCUUCGACCACUUCUCUCGAAAGGACUACCAGCGCAUGCUGGACUUGAUGCGGGACAUCAUCUUGGCCACUGACCUGGCCCACCACCUCCGCAUCUUCAAGGAUCUCCAGAAAAUGGCAGAAGUGGGAUAUGACCCCAAGAACAAGCAGCACCGCAGCCUGCUCCUCUGCCUGCUCAUGACCUCCUGUGACCUCUCUGACCAGACCAAGGGCUGGAAAACCACCAGGAAGAUUGCAGAGCUGAUCUACAAGGAGUUCUUCUCCCAGGGUGACCUGGAAAAAGCCAUGGGGAACAGCCCACUGGAGAUGAUGGACCGGGAGAAAGCCUACAUCCCUGAACUGCAGAUCAGCUUCAUGGAGCACAUUGCUAUGCCCAUCUACAAAUUGCUGCAGGAUCUCUUCCCCAAGGCAGCGGAGCUCUACGAGCGGGUGGCCAGCAACCGGGAGCAGUGGACCAAGGUCUCCCACAAAUUCACCAUCCGGGGGUUGCCCAGUAACAACUCCCUGGACUUUCUGGAUGAGGAAUAUGACCCACAGGCCCCUGACCCCCAGCUCAAUGGCUGCCUGGAACCUGAAGCAGGGCAGCCCCCUGAGGCCGGGGCCAAGUGAGGGAGGCAAUGUGGGGGGGUCACAGCCAUGGCUGGGCUGGGAGCAUCCCCAAGCCUCAUCCCCCAGCCUAUGGGGAGGAGGUUUGGGGGGAUAUCAGUGACUCUGGACUACCACAGCAAGGGCUGUGUGCUGCCAGCACCCACCACCAGUCCUUCCCCACCAUUGGGUGACUAUCUUCUCCCUCUGGGGCAGGUGUUCAGAUGUCCCGUUCACCCAGUGGUCCCUGGGACACUGCCUUGGUGGCUGGGAACACCAAGGGACACAGUGGGGCUGGGGGGUGGAUGUGCUUUAAGCUGCCUUAAGACUGUAGGUCCUGUCCCCAUGAAGUGACAAUAGGAAUGAUGUCCUUGGUGGAAGCACCCAUAGAGGGGUUUGUCACCAUGACAUGGGUGUGCAUGGGUUAGCAGGAGAGAGGGGACGGUGUAGGGCACGAUGGCAAGGGACAGUGUGGGGUGGCUGUAGAAUGUAUGGGGGAUGUGUUCUUGGACCAUGGAUCAGGUCCACAGAAGGUUGGCUCCAGCUGGAGGAGGGAAGAGACACCAGAGUGGGAUGGCCACAGCCAUGGGGAUGUGCCUGCUGAGAUCCACACUAGAGAACCUCUUCCUAGCAACUGCUGAGUAUCUGUUGGCUAAAAGCCCCACCCCUCUAGGACCCCUGAACCCACUCACCCAUGGGAAGGGCUCAUAUCUCUCACACAGCCCAGUCCCAUACAAUGACACAACCAUGCCCCCUACAAGGGCUACAUAUGUGCCAAGGCUGGGGUCUCCUGUUGCUGGUUUGCAUCCACAGGGGAGGCUGUGCUCCACAGGGAGUCCAUCUGGUCCCAUAUACAUCCUUGCCAUGUCCCCACUAUGUAGUUGUUCCUCUGAGGUGUCCACUUGGGAGCCUCCUCAUUGCAAGCAGCUUCUCUGGUGACCGUGUUGGGAGCAUCCCUAGCUCACAGUGGCUUCACAACUCCUGUAAUACCAACCUCUGUGCAUGGAUCCUGCUGACAUUUCAGGAUCCCUCUGGUCUUGCAGACCACCAUGCAUGGACCCUGCCAUUUUCCUGUGGUCCCUCCGGUCCUACUUGGCACCAUGCAUGGAUGCUGUUGGUCUACCAUGGCUGAUCUGGUCAUGCAUGGACCCUGGUGUUUUCCCAUGACUCCCUUGUCCUGACUGCCGCGCAUGUACCUCACCAACCUCCUGUGGUUUUUCUGGUCCUGCAGACCAUUAUGCAUGGACCCCAAUGCUCUCCUCUGAUUCCUCCUGUCCCAGAGACCACAGUGCAUGGACCCUGCUGGCCUUCCUGUGGCCUCUCCAGUCCCACAACCCAAACCAUAUGGACCCUCUCAGUCACUGGGGCUCCACCAGCCUCCAGGGUCUGACCAGCUGUAUGUGACCCAGGGCUCUGUCACCCCAGCCAAAGCCACUUGAAACACCCAUGAGCAGGGGAACUGCAGUGAGUAGCUUGUGCUGCUGAGGCAGAGCUGAAGAGGGGGCUGGGGCUGAGGGGGUGCUCAGCCUUGAGGGAUUAGGGUGCACUGAGCCCCCAGGCUGCAUCAUCCAGCUUGUGGGAUCUGGAUGAGUCCACCACCACCACACCAGGGAAAGGUGAUGGGAGCAGCAUGGUAAAAUUCUGGCACUGCUCGCAUUGUUGUUGGUUGUGUUGGGAUCAAGAGUGGACAUGGAGCCAUUUACCACCCCAUCCCCACUCCUCUGCAGUAUCCCAUGGCACCAUCCCAAGUGGAACCACAGCAGGUCCAUUCUAGAUUUGGGCUACACAGUGGCUGCUUCUCUCCUUGGCUUGUCUGUAAGCAAUGACUUGCCUGUGUUCUCGGGGUACCUGGAGCAUGUGUCUGCAGGAGCAAUGGGAGACCCCCAACGCUGAGCUGCGCCACGUGGAUGAAGUGAUCUGAAUUCCUUUUGCCUUACCUACUCAGAAAUGCCUUUAGUGAGAUGCUUUGCCCGAACCCUGGUGGGACUCACCUGGUGACUGUCUGCUGGCCCAUGGCUUUGCAUCCAAGACCCUGUUAAGCCCUUCUCCCCCUCCCCACACUGCCAUAGGGGGUGGAGAUAGUCCCAGAAGGCAGCAAACCCCCAAGCUGCAAGAGGAGGACAGCAGCUCCAUCCCCAUUGUGACACUGGCACAGCCCUGGUACCGAUGUGCCAGUAAGUACAACUGUUCAAACACAGUCCCUGCAUCCCAGUGCUGACCCAGGGAUGCCUGACGAUGCACGGAUCUCUCCAUCCAAGAUGUGGGGGCGUCCUGCACUUGGGUUCUGCAUCCUGGGUACCACACCAUGGUGGGGGCACACAGGGAUGCCCGUUUCCCAGCUGUAUCCCACUUUUCCAGCCCCUGCUGCUGGUGUGUGUAGGUAGUCAAUGCUUUCCCAGCUCCUGCCCCUGUAUAUACCCCUCUGGAUACUGGGGAGUGCAGCUCACACCCAGCCCAGCUCACCCACGAGUGUGCACAGGCGUGUGUGAGUGUGCAAACCUCCUCCAGCUUUUCUGUCCUUCUGUCUUGCGGCACUGGUUGUUCUGGACUCCAAUGGAGCCUGAGGAGGAGAUGACUUCUCUUUCUUCCUCUCCUCCUCCUUCUUUUCUUAUUCUCCUUCUUGUCUUCCUCCUCCUUCUUCUCUUCCUUCUCCCCCUACUGUUUCUCCUCCUCCUUUAUAAUUUCUCUUUUUUGGUGGGUUUUGGUUUUCCUAAAUAAAUUUCAUAUGUCAACCUCCCCGUGA
Molecule: messenger RNA, 5677 nt
Organism: Poecile atricapillus (Black-capped chickadee)
Lineage: Eukaryota; Metazoa; Chordata; Aves; Passeriformes; Paridae
Gene: PDE2A
Product: phosphodiesterase 2A
Exons: 30
Coding region: 154-2958 (934 amino acids)
Biological process (GO): negative regulation of receptor guanylyl cyclase signaling pathway; regulation of mitochondrion organization; cGMP catabolic process
Cellular component (GO): perinuclear region of cytoplasm; mitochondrial matrix; synaptic membrane
Molecular function (GO): protein homodimerization activity; 3',5'-cyclic-GMP phosphodiesterase activity; 3',5'-cyclic-AMP phosphodiesterase activity
Source: RefSeq, a predicted model, not a curated record